CGAACUCGAAGAAACUUCACAGUUAUAGUCAGAUUGUCAAGGAAACAUGGCGGCGAUUGAAGCUGAACCUACUAAAGUCGAAACCCUGAUGCGUACGCUAAAGCUGUCGGGGCACGUCGGUUUCGACAGCCUGCCUGAUCAGCUGGUGAAUAAAAGUGUUCAAAAUGGAUUUGUAUUCAACAUCCUGUGCAUUGGGGAAACAGGUCUGGGUAAGUCCACUCUGAUGGACUCUCUGUUCAACACCAACUUUGAGUCCUCACCCAGCCCGCACAACUUGCCCACUGUCAAGUUGAAAGCGCACACCUAUGAACUGCAGGAGAGCAAUGUUAGACUUAAGCUAACAAUCUGCGAUACAGUAGGCUACGGAGACCAAGUCAACAAAGAAGACAGCUUCAAAGCUGUUGUGGAUUAUAUUGAUGCCCAGUUUGAAGCCUAUCUUCAAGAGGAGCUUAAGAUCAAGCGUUCUUUACCUGCAUAUCAUGACAGCCGCCUGCAUGUCUGUCUGUACUUCAUAUGUCCUACUGGACAUGGGCUGAAAUCCAUCGACCUGGUGUGCAUGAAGAAGCUGGACACCAAGGUCAACAUCAUCCCCAUCAUCGCCAAGGCCGACACCAUCUCCAAGACUGAGCUACAGAAGUUUAAGUCCAAAAUAAUGCAAGAACUGCAAAUGAACGGUGUAGAAAUCUACCAGUUCCCAGUAGACGACGAGUCAGUGUCCGAGGUGAACGGCACUAUGAACUCCCACAUCCCCUUCGCAGUAGUGGGCAGCACGGACUUUGUGAAGAUCGGCAACAAAACUGUUCGUGCGCGCCAGUACCCCUGGGGAACUGUGCAGGUGGAGAACGAAUCUCACUGCGACUUCGUCAAACUGCGUGAGAUGCUGAUUCGCACCAACAUGGAGGACAUGCGCGAGAAGACGCACGCGCGGCACUACGAGCUGUACCGUCGUCGGAGACUCGCUCAGAUGGGCUUCUCUGACGUCGACGCUGACAAUAAGCCGGUAUCGUUCCAACAAACUUUCGAGCAGAAGCGCAGCGCGCACCUGCUGCAGCUGCAGCAAAAGGAGGAUGAGAUGAAGCAGAUGUUUGUGCAGCGUGUAAAAGAGAAGGAGGCUGAACUCAAGGAAGCAGAGAAAGAGUUGCACGCUAAAUUCGAAAAGCUGAAGAAAGACCACACGGAAGAGAAGAAGCGCCUAGAAGACUUGCGCAAGAAGAUAGAAGACGAUACCAUAGAGUUCAACCGCCGCAAGCAACAGACCGCGCAAGGCCACCACACACUUACGCUGGGAAAGAGCAAGAAGAAGUAAUCCACUUACCGACCGGUAACUCGACUAACUUGGGCCUUUAGGCGGAACCAUAAACUCAAACUCGAAUCAUUUAUUCAAAUUGGGUACCAUUGUACACUUUUUGAGUGUCAGUUGUUGAAUUUGUAAGAUGAAUGGUGAUAAUUAAUUACGAAAACUAAAGCUACGAGUGUUGCAAACGCGCCCAGGUUUGAGAAGAGCCCACCACAAACUCAGUCGAAUCCAUAAUAUAUACCUGGAAUGCUUACUUGAAACCUACUUAUCGCCAUCCAGCGAGAUGUUUCGCUCUAAUUUGUUAGUAUUUGCUUCAAGUAAGUAUUGGAAGUGAACUCUCCAUUACUUCUACUUGGAUGAAACGCAUACCAGCCAGUAAGGUCACUAUGAGAUUUUACUUCUCAUCAAUUUUAGUAGAAUUCGAGCAUCGAAACACAAAGUAAAACGGACAUAAAUGGCCUCGAUUUAAAGUCGAAAAUUCGGUAUCUCUGAUUAUAAUUUCACAACAUUUCCUGUUGAAGCACUGGCUGUGGCCAAACUUGAGCUUGAAAAUAAGGUCCAUUUUACUAUGAGUAUUUCGGCGAUCUAAUUCUAUCGACGUUGGUGAGAUGAAAAAUCUUACACUAAGGGCUUGGAUACCAGUUAAUUUUCCGAACCGGUUUUGGUCGUCGGCUGCGAACUGGAAAUGAUUGCGGUGUAGGUUGCGGUUAUCGUUAUUUUAAUCGGUUAGUGAAAAAUCAUUUUUUUUUACAUUUUCGAACCUGUUCAGCGAAAUUACUCGGUUAAUUCUAGUAUCGACUCUAUAAGCGGGUUAUUUGCUAGCUUACGUCUUGGUCGCUCAGGCAGGCCACAGCGUGCGUUUGAUAAGUAAAACUGAUUUAUUCAUUUCGAACCAUCGGCUAGCGCGAGUUUUAAAAUUCCAUCAGUAACCAAAUUUUUUUCGCUUUUGUUGAAACCGUUCCCUUAAUUAACCGUUAACCAAUGAACGGAAUUAUAAAGGUAUAAUGAAUUAUUAUAUUACCUCCCGUCUAGUUUACGUCUAAAGGUCCAGUUGUCAUCAAUAUCAGUUCAAACUGAUAGUAGGGGCUCGCUAUUUUUAGAGAGAGGCUAUAAGAGAGAAAAAUAAUAUUUCGCCGAGUGACAUUUUGUUGUUAUGGAGGUAUUCCGUGAAAAGUAUAUGAAAUUCAUUCUUAUUAUUUGUAUCUCACGAAACUGCAGAGCUGAUUGGAACAACUAGUGCUUCAGGCGGAUCCACACUUGCGCACGCGCAGGAUCCGUGCGCAUCAUAAUAAGAACAUAACUUGUGAGCCUAGCUGGUGUGGAUCCACCCUUAGUUGUUAGAGGAGGAUUACAAUAUGCUCCGUCCAAUAUUUGGUGUCAAAAUAUGACCAAAACCAUAUCAGUCAUAGAAAUGUUACUGAUUUAAAAAUCUUUAUAUACGGUCAGACAAUAAAUGUUGUGUUAUCGUCGUUAUAGUUCUCCGCACAUUACAGACUCGACGGCGACUCCACUCCGACUCGAAUAACAGUAAAGCAUGGAAAUGUGAGCUCUAUAUAGUGUUCUAUAAGGUGGAAUUUUCAACGCUGAAGUUUGAUAAUGUAUACAACGCGUCCACGCUUUCAAUUAAAUAUUAAAAAAUUCACCAUAAGGAGUAUGACAUAAAGCUCACAUUUCCAUACUUUACUGUAAGUUGAAUUUGAGUGGAGUUGUUAUCGAGUCUGUGUAAUAUGCGAAUACUCAAGUAUGUAUAAUUCUAUAGCGUCAUACAUAUUUAUUCACCAUCUAAAGCUUGCAUAUCAGCCAUAAAGCCAUAAGUUAUUUACAGAAUACCUCUUUAACAAACUCAAUUUUAAAUCGAUACAAAAUGAAAUAUAUCAAUAGACAUGUUUAGCCAUAUAUUGCUCCAAAAAGUCUGAUUUUGUUCAUAGGAUUUAAUCAAUUGGAUGUUUGAAUGAGUUAAUGAAAGCCUGGAAAUGAAUUCAUUUGCAAUGAUUCAUACCUGAAAACUAACACAUUAUAUCUAGGGAACAUAAUAAAUGUAGUGCUUACUAUAAAGUAUAUUCCAUGGUUUCAAACAGUACAGUAGAAAUAGUGUUUGACGUGGAACUUAUUGCAACAUGAUUUUUGUUGUAAAUGGUAAGUUUUUGCAAAAUGUCGAUGUUUUUUCGAACCAGAUUCUCCCUAACUUUUCUAAUUACUUCAUAAAAAUUUAUUAUUUGAAGCAAAGAAAAAUGAUGGCGAUCGAAUAGUAUUAAAAACUAAUUUUGCUAGCUAUAUUUUUAGUAUGUUGAUUUGGAGCUUAUUUCCUACCAUUUGCAACAUCAUAUUUGUUGCAAUCAGUUUCACUUCGAGGCGUUUUUUUCGCUUAUUUCUACUGAACUAAAAGGUAUAUUGAUAAGGUUCACUAUGUAGAUUGAUAGUAUUAAGUAACUUGUCAAUAAAUUAUAAAUAAGGUAUCAAUUUGAGAUGAAACUGGAAAAUAACUCAAAAUUCGGUUUAGGUAAAAAGUUAUGGCAAUUUUCGAAUCAAGUUUCUACAUAGUGAACAGUCUCUCUAAGGAUUCAAAGUAUAUUUGUGUUAAAGUUGAAUUAAUAAAAUACUAAUGCAAUUUACGAUAACACCAAUAUUUUAUAAUCAAACAAAUUGUAACCACCUUGUACUGAUGUUCAUACCCGAAACACUUAUUAAAAUUUAAGCACAUCUUAUUUUUUGGUUAACCGCACUUUGGAUGCGAAUUUGUAUCGUACGUAAACGUAUAACUACUGGUUGUACGAAUCGAGUGCGCACACAUGUUUUUCUCCGUCGAAUAAGUUGCUUUUGUGAAGUCCACUUAGUGUGUGUUGGAUAAUCUGUAUCUUUUUUUUUUUAUCAAGUAUCUUCAAGAUAAUUUUCUUCUUUGAUACCAUUUUGAUUCAACUUUGCAAAUAUUUGUGCCCGUAAACCAAGCUAAUCAAUUUUUCUACAUGGAUUUUUCAUAUUUAACACACGGAAGUGUAUUUAAAUAUACCAAUAAUUUCGGAUUGUUUGCGGACGUCGGAACUACAUGUACGUGUUUAAGUACGACUAACCCAUAUGCAGUCUGCGUGUUCGAAUUGUAUUGGGAAGGUCGGUAUUGUUCGUGCGUAUUCGUACGUGUUCGAGUCAAAUUCGUCAAAGUGCGGUCGGCCUUAAUUUUGUCCACACAGGACACGUAACAAAUCAUCGUUUAAAUAUUUAAGAUGUACUUUAAAUUUAAUUGUUCCAGUAGGUACUUGGUCCUAACGUACUCGAGUCUGUACAGACAACUUAGUUAUUAGUUACGCACUUAGCCAUACGUAAGUUAUUUAAAAGUUUUAUACCAAAAUUUAUUUAUGUAUUAACCCGUAGGUUUAUUUAAUCUUAUACUUUAAGUAUUUCCUUUUAAUAGUGUAUUUAAAAAAUAUUGUUGCAAAAAAUCUUAUUAAAUAAUAGGUAUAUUUUGUAAGCAAAACGAAAUUGAAAAAAACGUAAACAGUGCCGGUGUACAAAGAGUAUCGGGCGAUCGACAUCGGCGUACUAUACUUUAUCCACGGAAAGAAGUUUGUUUCGUAAUCCCAUACAAAUGAUGGAGUCGAAAAUCUCAGUGGGCAUUAACCAUUUUGAGGCAUCAAUCAAUAACUAACGAAACAAUGUUUUUGAAUUGAAUUUCGAAUGUUAUGGCUAUACUAUAUAUGGAUAGAGUAUAGUAAUUCAGUCGUAAGCCAGUGAACGACAAAAUAUAGAAAUAUUCCAUAGAGCGCGGCGUAAGGAAAUCUAUACCGCGCGCAUCUUCAGUACAAUUAUAACUCCGCAAUCUGACUGACUGAGUGGGUCAAUCACGGCCAGUGUCGCAUGACACACAGUACGCACGAAUCGUGAGUUUGAUUUAUGCUACGCUAAUUUAAUUUGUUACCCUUAUUUACUAAUAACAAUAAGUUAGAAACGCGGUUUCUGUGAUUUGUCGUUCACUGACCUAAUCACUUACUAAACCUUUGCACACACUUGAUUUACUAUUUAAUGAGAUUUAUUGUAUUAACGUCUUUUUAUUGAUGUUUUAAAUAUAAACUCAAUCUUCAUCAAAUAAAAUUGAUCAAAUGUUUUGAGUAAAGCGGAUGAUUUAUGAAUAAAACACGACAGUUAUGUUUUGAUAGUUUAUUAAGCAUUAACUUUGCUUUACGCAUAAUAAUACAUUACUGCCUAACAUAAAGGUAGUGUUGAUAGAACUGAAAUAAAUAAAGUGUCAAGU
This is a messenger RNA of Maniola jurtina (meadow brown), 5540 nucleotides long. It is a transcript of the gene Septin2, whose product is annotated as septin-2. Bases 47 to 1306 code for a protein of 419 amino acids. Gene Ontology annotation, molecular function: molecular adaptor activity; GTP binding; GTPase activity. The record is from RefSeq and is a predicted model, not a curated record. Gene Ontology annotation, biological process: cytoskeleton-dependent cytokinesis. NCBI's taxonomy places the organism in Eukaryota, Metazoa, Arthropoda, Insecta, Lepidoptera, Nymphalidae. The transcript is spliced from 9 exons. Gene Ontology annotation, cellular component: microtubule cytoskeleton; septin complex; septin ring.